Colletotrichum destructivum is the source of this 1981-nucleotide messenger RNA. Its product is annotated as Putative FAD-binding domain, PCMH-type, FAD-binding, type PCMH, subdomain 2. Bases 237 to 1751 code for a protein of 504 amino acids. Gene Ontology annotation, molecular function: FAD binding. NCBI's taxonomy places the organism in Eukaryota, Fungi, Ascomycota, Sordariomycetes, Glomerellales, Glomerellaceae. The record is from RefSeq and is a predicted model, not a curated record. The transcript is spliced from 2 exons.
GCGGAAGUACUCUGCCGGAAGAAGGUCUCCAAGACAUGAUGAUAUAAGGACAAGGUUGUGUCACCAAGCCAACAGUCAACAGUUCACAUUCCUUGGUGCAUCCUACUCUACGCGGUCUCUUCUUCACGCCGAAUCUUUGGUCUGCGUUGCACUGUUGUGUCGUUCUCCGGUCCCUGCUUUGACUAGCGAUCUCUCUCUCUCUCUUCUCGAGUCCUCGAUACUCAUCAAAGCCAGCUAUGAAGUCCAUCUGCGCCGUAGCUGCACUCGCAGCGGUGGUCUCGGGAGAAUGUUACUCGCAUUCGACCACCUGCUGUUUGAAUCUGAGCAAGACGGCUGGGUUGGCUGGCAAGGUCUACUUCCCCAACUCGACCGACUACACGGAACGCAUGGGCUCAUACUGGUCCAUCAGCGCGGCCCUGAACCCGUGGUGUGUUGCGCAGCCGUCGACCGCUGAGGACGUGUCUGCCAUCAUCAAGACGCUCGUCGCCUCCAACUGCACCUUCGGCGUGCGAGGCGGCGGCCAUGGCUCCUUUGCCGGGUCCAACAGCGUCGAGGACGGCGUCACCAUCGACUUCGGCAACAUGAACGGCACCACCUACAACACGGAGACCAAGCUCGCCUCGAUCCAGCCCGGCGGUCACUGGCAGACCGUGUACGACACCCUCGCCCCCCACGGCGUUGUCGUUACCGGUGGCCGCGCCGGUACUGUCGGCACCGGCGGCUUCAUCACCGGCGGCGGCAACUCCUUCCACUCGGCCUCCCACGGCUUCGCGUGCGAUACCGUCGCCAACUUUGAGGUUGUCCUCGCCGACGGGUCCAUCGUCAACGCCAACGCCACCUCGAACCCGGACCUGUGGCAGGGUCUGAAGGGCAGCGGCGCCAACCUCGGCCUCGUCACCCGCUUCGACAUGUACGCCAUCGAGUUCCCCGACCCGUCCAAGCCCGUCGUCUGGGGCGGCAACCUCAUCUACGACCUGGCGUCCGGGCCCCAGGUUAUUGACGCCCUGGUCGACUUCACCGACAACGUCCACAAGGACGAGAACAGCUCCUCCAUCGUCUACUGGGCGUACAUCCCCGCCAUCGGCGGCAUGAUUCUCAACGCCGCCAUCGAGAACACCCUGGCCGAGGUCGCCCCUCCCGUCUUUGACGGGUACUACGCCGCGGGUAACAUCACCCAGGACACCACCAAGGUUGACCUCAUGUCCGUCGUCGCCAACGAACUCGGCUCCGGCCAGCCCUCGGGCUUCCGGAACGCGUGGUUCACCCUCGCCUUCGCCAACGACGCACGCGUCAUGAACUACGCCGUCGACAAGUUCUAUACCCUGAACGCAGACCUGGAGAAGGCCGUCGGCGCCGACUCCGGCUUCAACACCCUCUGCAUGUUCCAGCCCAUCACCAAGUCCAUCGUCGACAAGGGCGUCGCCAACGGCGGAAACAGCCUCGGUCUGGAGCAGUACAUCGCCAACGGAAACGGCAUCAUGUUCCUCAUCACACUCGCCGUCAACGGAGCCGAUAACGAGACGAUUGCCUUCCCCUAUGUCCAGGCCUACACCGAGGACGUCGAGGCCUAUGCGGCGUCCCUGGACCUAGGAUGGGGAUGGAAGUUCCUCAACUACGCCCACAAGGUGCAGGACGUCAUCGCGUCGUACGGCGAGGCCUCUGUCGAGAAGCUGAGGGCUGCGUCUGCCAAGUAUGACCCUUCUGGGGUGUUCCAGAAUCUUCGCCACUCGGGCUUCAAGAUUCCUGUUUAGGCGGAUGGAAUCAACGGCGGUGAAUGCUGGUUAAGUACGAGAAACAUAAAAACAUAACAACGAUGGAUUCUGUUCAAAAUAAACACUGAAUAAUUACCAGUUUUGACCCUUUUGUAGAGCUUUUAUUUUUAUCUUUAAUGAGCUGUUCUACGACAACGCUGCGUGAUCAAUGAGCCAAUAACCAUGAACCCUCUGCGUAGUUGACAACUUUGCCACUACUAAAACUUUAA